AUGAGUAUCCAUGGCGAUAACCCACAAGAGCAAUACAUGAGAGAACGCUAUGAGUAUUUCAGGGGUCACGCAAAGAUUGGACUUGAGCACCUAGAGUUUGAAACACCAUUGUACGGCUCAAGGGUUUUUGAUCCGAAGAACGUCAACAGGCUAGUAAGGGUAUUCGAGCUCGAACAAUGUUUGCGGCUGGAACCCGCCCAUCACAUUGCGGCUAUCAUUGACGAAGAGGCUCUACAGCAAGCUGUGACUUUGAGUGAUGUCACCCAGGAACAGCUAACGGACGCAUCUAAUCUACCGUGGCUCUUCCUGCCGGAAGGCUAUCGACUUUCCUGUUUGUACGGUAAGCACCGUAUAGCGGCAGCUAAGAAAUUUUUACUUCCAGGAGAUCGGUGGUGGCCUGUCACUCUGUACGGAAGUCUCCCGGAGCAUGUGAAGCAAAGAUUAAUAAGUGAGGCUCCCAACGCGAAGGAAUACGAGUUUGGGGAUAUCUUCCGUAACCUCCGAUACAGCCAGCUCGCUCAUGACGACGGAACCAUAGGGGUUUGGAAAUCAAGAUUGUCAAAACGCAGAAGUGAAGAUCUCGAACGUCUAUCACGCAGAUAUCCGAUGAUAAUCAGGUACUUGGAUCGGCUGCUGCCGUUUGCUGGUCUCUGGGCAGAUAUCUGCUUCACAGCAUUACGGCGGCUGGACCGUGUGAAAUGCCCAAAUGAAAUCAUCCACUAUUUGGACCGCAUUUAUCAGAUCUGGUCGUCUCUGUUUCCAGAGGGUUUAACCCACCACGUCGAUUCCGCGUCGGUCCGACAUGUGCAAAACCUAAUGCCACAGCAAUCGAGCGCAGAUGGCAGAUUCGUCACUCAUCUUAUGGCCGAAGGCUGUUUGUUUCCCUCGCUAAAAGAGCCCGAGCAUCGGGAUGACUUGCUGCGGAAACUCGUUGCCGUCCCAGGCCGAAUAUUGUCCUUACAUUCACUAGCUCAAGACACACUCCUUUUGGAGUCCUGCGCCACUAGUCUUCAAUGCCUCGUUCCUGGGGGAUUCAAGGACUUGAGAUAUGCCCUGCUAAGUAGGUUUAGCGGGGGCGGGAACAGUUGGCCUGUUCAAGUCGCAGAAAAUGCUACUGAGCAAGUGACAGUGGGCUAUAGUGGUAGUCCAGCUUUGUAUCAGGCGCUACGAGCGUCUUCAGCUUACGUGCAACUAUGGUUGUUUGCAGUACGAUAUAUAGAGAGCCUAGCCGACACAAAGCUGGCCGGGCCUCUGGACGAGAAGAAAAUCGAUUUACAAAUAUCUCAGCCGGCUAAAAUAGAGGCAAGGCGUCGGCUAGCCUUUUUGGCUUGUGGGCUGGGAUUUGAUUCCGAUGAAAUUCAAUCUAUCCGCUUGCAGAAUACAAUGAAAACUGUCACAAGGAAGUUUCUAGUAGCGAACCGACCCAGGGAGCUGUAUAAUUAUCCUCGAGGAUGGGAAGAAAACGGUACGAAGCGGGUCGUUGACAUACUGAAUCUUCCACGCGUGAGAAGCGACUACGAGACCAUUAUCCCUCCAUUCACCGUGGAUAGGUAUAGCGAGGCACCAAAAAUUGGACAACGAUGCGGGCUGCCUUCCCAAAGGGAGCACCGGGAAAACUGCCAAUUCUUGUACGUCCCCCAGGUAUACAGUCCAGAUCAAGCCUCGGGGACCUAUCCGUCUGCGUUCGCUAUUAUGCGCGAUAUAUUCUUCAGUUUCUUUGGGGCCAGAAUAUUUCCAUCUGAGUUUGUCUCCCCUUGGUGGAGUACGUCUCCAUCGUUGUCUGAACCGAAUCUUUCAGAGAAUGAUCACACACAGGUGGAAGAGGCAAACAACGCAUCACCUACAUCUUCAAUCGGCUUGGAGUCCCAUCCACCAGGGACGCCAACACAACUAGUUGAAGAUCAAGGGCAACUAUCUGUGGAGAAUCAGAGUAUGCUGCCAGAUGUAGACAUGAGCCAGGCCUUGAUCCUACGGCCCCCGAUGGCCCCGGGGUUCGAAGAUGAAGAUGGAGUUGCUCCGUUGAAUUUAAGAGUAUACAUGCCUCAUCAUAGGGGGGCAAAAGAGAUCUUGAGCGUGUGGAACCAGUCCCACGAUGGAAACCUAGCGGUGUUUUACUUUUUCAAGACACGGGAAUACUGCAAGUUUGAUGUUCAGGACAUCGAACUACGUUCACAUCUCGAGUCCUUCGUAUUCUCUAUCGCUAACGACCACCACUUUGUCGCCAUUGAGGACGGUGCACUCAUAGCAGUGAGCCCAGUACAAGCUGUGGAGGAUAUAGGACCAGGCCAAGUAGUCCUUGUUUCGACGGAUCUCGAGCACACAGAGCCACCAAUGGUACACUUCUGGGAUUAUAUGUGUUCUUUUGACCCAAAAACAGGGAAAAGGCCUGCAGAAGAAGAAGGCUCAAGGCCUGAAAAAAUGCGCAAUCGUUCGACACAGCACAGUGAAUAG
Molecule: messenger RNA, 2451 nt
Organism: Aspergillus tanneri
Lineage: Eukaryota; Fungi; Ascomycota; Eurotiomycetes; Eurotiales; Aspergillaceae
Exons: 3
Coding region: 1-2451 (816 amino acids)
Source: RefSeq, a predicted model, not a curated record